Eucalyptus grandis is the source of this 1741-nucleotide messenger RNA. RefSeq lists its product as uncharacterized. The record is from RefSeq and is a predicted model, not a curated record. The transcript has 2 exons. The coding region runs from base 891 to 1301 and encodes 136 amino acids. Lineage: Eukaryota; Viridiplantae; Streptophyta; Magnoliopsida; Myrtales; Myrtaceae.
UUUGGCAUUGGCAAAAUGCUGCUACUGUGUUCAGGGACAGGAACGAAAGACUUGCCUAGUACAACGUCCGAAGGUUGCCCUUGUCUCUCCUCUCUCUUCUUGGUACGUGGAUGUCAUGAGGGAAAAAGGUUCUAGAAACCCACACCCGAAGAAAUGAUGCCCACUGCAUGUUGGUUGGUAAAAUUUUUCUUUUCAGAAAAGCGACUUUUUUAAUCCAAAAGUUCUCGUCGGCAAAGUGACGAGAGGCAAUUUACUGUUGGUAUUUCUUCCGGGGAGGGACGGACAGCCCUGCGGAAUCCAACUGCGGACAGUUGUCUUGUGCUUUGCCUCCCCGAUCUUCCAUCGUCCUCUCUCUCUCUCUUUCACCCUCUCUAGACUUCGCAACUACAGUUUCCUUCUUUUUGUUCUUUCUUGAUCUCGCCAUUUCCGGGUUGGGGAUGUGUUUCUUCCACUCCCAGCUUUGAUAAUGGAGUGGACUACCCAAACAAAGAGGGUGGCACUGUAAUCUUCCACGAGGUCAAACCAGUUGUCUCCAAAAAGUUUCCACCAUUGUAGAUCGGAGAAGGGCACUAAGAGUCCUACGAAAUUAAGGUUUUUCAGCAGUAGAACAACCAAAUGAUGUUACUUUCUUGGAAAAUGAAAGCUCUUUUCUCUUGCUUUGAAUUUCGUUUUGCUUCUGGUGAUGAUUUCCCGAUUUGGGUCUUUUGGGCAAUUUGCAUUCCAUGUUCUGCUUCUUAGCUUUUCUUUCCCUCCCCUACUUGCUCAAUUCUUGAAAUUCUACAGGUAUUCGGUUCCUCCUCCAAUGUCUUUUUCCUCUUCUUUACUUAUUCGGAAGUAGUAUGGGUUGACACAAGUUUUUGAUCAGCAGAGCAGUGAUUUUUAGCUUUUUGAUGAGGUUUUUGUUUUGCAAAUUACAUUGUCCUUUCAUCUGCUUCUGCAAACCUGCUCCUCAUAUUUACACACCCGGACCCCUGAAAUUAGAAAAUGCCCCUCAUGUCCCUCCUUCCACAGUUGUCUCUUCUCCUGAUGCUUCUCAUCAGUUGUGUGCUCAGACCAACGAGGUCAAAGACGAUGGCAUAGUUGAGCAGCAGCAGCACCAACAACACGAUGUCGGUAAUUGUGUCAAGAGUAGUCUCAAGAAGUCGACUUCAGAGACCAGAGAGUCGAGGAAAAAGCAAGUCCAGUGGAUGGAUUUCGUGGGGAAAGAACUUGCUGAGGUCAGAGAAUUCGAGUCAAGUGAAAUAUACGAGAAUUAUAAAGACGGCGAGACGAGUAGAGGCUGCGUCUGUAUCAUUCUUUGAUCAGACUGGAGGGAUGAAAGAACAGUUCGAGCUUCUUGUCUCCACAUCGCGCCCCCUCCAUCAGCGAAAUAGUCAGUUCUCUGCGUCGGUACAGAAUUCCUGACCAAGUACCUUGCAGAAUCUCUAGCUCCGGAUUCAACACUUCAUGAUGAGAAAUCGGUCUCGCAGAUCUAGGCACUUGGUCCACGAAAGUUCAUCUGAAGUAUGUUCGAAGCCGACUAGACAACAUAUACAAGAAAAAGGAAUUCAUACCGUAGAAGUUCAGUUUUACUUGAUCUGAGAAUCUGACUAUGUUCCCCUCGUUUCGCCCCUGUCGGGAACAUGUCACGUUUAGAAGAUUAUGAUGCAGUGGUUCAUCUCGAUGCUCUAUCUGUCUUUGCAACGAGCAAAUGAGACCGUAAAAGUUACUUCCAUUACAUAAUUUGCUACUUCUAAACUUA